UGCAGGUCACCGGGGUCCGUCGUGCGGGCGUGGGGCCGUGUCCUGUCCCCCCUUCCCCAGGCUGCCGUGGGGGCUGCGUGGGCGCGUUCCCUCGGGGCCCUGGCCCGGGCUCGCCCCGCAGCACGGGGGGGGAGCGCUGGUACGUGCCUCCUCCCGCGGUUGUGCAGCUGUGAGCGAGGGGUAAGGUGCAGACGCUCAGGGGGUGAUGGCAGCAGGGCUGCUGCCGCUCCCGGUGCCUCGGGAGAAGCGAGGGGUGCCCAGCUUUCCUCCAGCCUCAGUUUACCGGAGCUUGGAUGUCGGCCCUGGGGGAAACGGCGACCUCCACGACCUCUGCCUGCCCCACCGGACACUGGUGUGUGGGAACGGGUAGUGAGCGGUGCCCACAGCAGGGCUCCGAGUGGGCAGAAUGCCCUGGGGCAGAGGUGCCCGAUUUCCUCCUGCAUCCCAUACCAGAAUGGGUCACCAACCGUACACGUUCCCAGAAACGUGUGUGGUGGUGAGAGUAGUUCCUAGCGUUAGGUCUGGGCUAUGUUUGUUUCCAGAAACGUUCCCCGGGUGCUCUGCAGAGCCCUCUCUCUUCCUGGGUUCUUUUUGCAGGUGCGUGCCCUGAUGAUUUCUGUCCUCAUCCUUUUCUAAUGCAAUGCCUCUUUGUGGUUUUCUCCUCUUUUCCAUGUGCCUGCCCAAAGAUCUCCUCUGUCUGACGUCCCCGAGGCUCGCCUUCUCCAGCACGCAGCUGAUACCAUGGGGAAGUCCUCAUUCAGACCCCACGUGCAAACCCAAGUCUUCAUUUUGUGGAAGUUAUUUGGCUAUCACCUUUUUGUUGCUGCCUUCUGAAUAACUGUAUGCUAAGCUUUGUUGUGGAGCGUGGGAGGAUCCCUCAUGGAGACGCAAAUUAAUGAAGAGCAUACAUAUGUGUACAUAGCAGAAGUUCCUUUAAACCUAAAUCUGCAUGGUAAUGCUCCAUUAAGCUGAUUUUAAAGACUUUUCCCUUUCAGAUUGUACGCUGUUGCUUUCUGUGUGCUGUGAAAGGGGACCUGGCUCCUCUUCUCCGUGUGCUGCAGACAUCGGCUUUGGUGAGGUCUGUGUCUUUGGCGGUGAAGUUCAGCCCCCGCGUUUCGCUCCUCUGUGACCUCAGCGCUCUCUGUCUCUCAAAACCAUGCUUUUUUCUUGAGAAGUUUAGGCCCAUUUAAUACUAAAGUUGAUCAGAAACUCUUUAAACCCUCCUCCUGGCACAUUAUUUUUGGAUUUAUUCCUGUUUCUCCUUUUACAAUGGUUUAUUGCUCAGCGCUGAACUGUCAAAAUGCCACCAGCGGGGUGUACAAGAACAACACCGUUACUUUCUAUGGCUUUCCUUUACAAAAUAAACCUCUCUUGAAGCAGUGGAUUCACAACAUGGGCCGGGAUAUGGGAACGCCAUCCAAGCAUCAGCGACUGUGUUCCAAGCAUUUUGAGGACAGUUCUUUUGAAAUUGACCCCUUAAAAAUUAGAAAAAACAGACGUCUGCUGAAAGAAGCCGUUCCCAAAAAAUUCAUUUUGAGUGAAGACGGAAACUGGCUCGUUGGCACACCUCGAAGUUUCUGUGGUGGGAUAAGUAAUAAAACUCGAAAACGAAUCCGGAAUCCUGAGCACUCGAGGGUCCCUGGGACAUUUGAUAAUGCUGCAGCGCGUGAGGGGAAGGACUUGGAAGACUGGCAGAAAGAACUUCACAAGAAAGUGAUAAAGGAGAAUUAUGAAUCUUUAACCACCUUGGGUAAAGAGUGUCCUGUUCCCAAAAGCACUAUCCAGGCCAGAGAAGCACUGCGUGUCAGGGAUCAGCAGGAUUUUGAGGAAAGGGGGAUUCCCGCAGGUGCGUGGUGGUCUGAGACUCACCAGAAAUUCAGUUGGCAAAACUGCACAGGCUGUAGGAUCAGAGGGAGGGGGGAUUCUAAUGCACCCCUGUUUUUUUUUACCCAGACCUUAUUUUGUUUGUACGGGUGCAGCCACAGUGAACUGAGAAUUUUUGGUUUUAGAGAUUCGUGUUAUACCAGGUCAGACAAAGGGAACGUUUGGAAUCUCUCUGUUCCAGGCUGCGGUGGGACUGCGGUCGCAUCCGAGUUGCAGAGUCACCCAAAGAGCGCAGAAAAUACAGAACUGCAUGGGUCAUUUUCUGGAGGACCCCGAGACCUGACUUGCCAGAUUUUGGGCAAGGGGGUGACGUCUGAGAGUCAUCAGGAUUCAGCAGCACAUCAAGCAAAUCCAGUGGGAAGCAGAAGAGGUAACAGUUCCCUUGAGGAAGGGGAACCUAAUGAAUUCAAAGAGAUCCGUUUUUAUCAGCAAACCUGUACAGGAGAAAGACCGUAUCUGUGUACAGAAUGUCAGAAGACUUUCAAACUGAAAAUCGGACUCCUGAAACAUAAGCAAACUCACACCAAAAAGAGUGGGGUAUCAUCGUACAUAUGCACAGACUGCGGUAAAAGCUUUGGUCGCCACACAGACUUGAUUCGACACCAGAGGACUCACACAGGGGAGAGGCCUUACAAGUGCACGGAAUGUGAAAAAAGCUUUAUGGAAAAACCGAGACUCACCAAUCACUUGCGAACUCAUAACGUGUACAUGUAAUCUGUCUGCCAAAAGCUUUCCUGGGAUAGAUUUCCCAUUCACCGAUCAAAAAAUCCACCUCCAUCCAGAGAUGAUGGCUUAUAGUCAUAUAUUGAUGAUAGGGGAAGCUUUAGGAUAAGACAGUUUUUAAUAAGAUUGAAUCAAGUUCAAGCGUGAAAAGCAUCUGGUUGGUGCCAGGCUAACAGUCAUUGAUUAGGAGCUGAUUUUAAUUAGCAGCUAGAUGAUUCAUAUCUGGGAGGAGGAGUUGUACAGAGCAGUGCUGACUGUACCAAAAGCGUUAUUAAAAAAAUCUUCUGGCGCACCAAACAGCACGUGCUAGAGAACGUCUGUAGUAAUGCAGAAAAAUGCUGGAAGCUUUUCAGGUAGGAGAAGGCUGAGAAAAUGUCACGAUCAGAACGGGAUUGUCAGCAGAGCUGUAAGCAGGAAACGGAGCCUCUAAGAGCGUAGAUUGAGGUGGACGGUUGGGUUCGAUGAAGAACGGCAACCAAAAAAGCCAGUUAGUUCAGCAGUCACAGCCACAGGACAGCAGCGGCGGCAGUGAAAGCACUGCUUCAUGGAAAUAAUGACCAGAAUCAGUUGCGUCAAACAUCUAUUCACAAUUUGAUUUCUGAGAUUCUGGAAAAGCGUGUGGGUAUAUUCUUAAUGUACGUACAAAGUCUGGGUAACGUUACUCAAAGCAAGCGGUGGCUUCAGCUACAGGGAGGAGAUCAGCGGAGAGGACGGGAGUCUGCAGAGGCAGCUUUUGUAGACCACGCAUCUUCUCACCACAGGCUGGUGCUAUUCAGCAUUUUUGUGUAUUCCAGCUGAGUGCGAAGAGUGAGGAAGUCAUGUUACCGCCAGUUCAAGCACCUGCUUUGCAGUGAGCCCGUGAGUGAAGUCGAUGUCCUCGGCUUCCCCUGAGGAACAGUAGAGCAAGAAACAGCUGGUGCUGUGGUGGAGUUUGUAAGUUCUGAAGGGGAUUGGGGGAAGACACUUGGCCCCAAGGGAUCCCUGCCCAUCCCAAAGACAGGAGUAAUGUCCCCAAGGCUAUUAUGAGAAGGAAAUAAUGAGAAGCCAGUGAUAAAAGACUUUUCUGGACACCUUUUCCUUUCUUCUUCUCCCACACAGCUUAACCCCUUAGUGGUCAGAAGCACGCUGUGCGCUCCUCAGCGAGGAUUCUUUGGAGCCAGGUGAUUCCUUGCAGAGCAAAUCCUGUAAAAUGCCACCCCGCCAAAACUGCGGUUCCCUCUGUGACACAGUUGAACGCCUGGAAUAUCGAGGCUGAAUCUGGCGUCUGGUCGCAGGCCUGCAGCGGUUCGUGGGCUGCUGGAAGUAAACCAUGGAUGAAAGACCUCGCGUAGGAAGCUCUGCCUCCUUCCCCCACUUGCAAGCCCAGAGCUAAGGAGCGUCCGACCAGGCAGAGUUGAUCGCUUAAAUCUUGAGAUUUUUUUUUAUGUGCUGAAAGACAAAUAAUCACCUUGUUUAGAGGUUUAAGUGGAGACACAGAUUAAAUGGAGUUGGAAAGCCCCGCAGGCAGUGUGGCUACCUGAAAUGACGACAGUGUGUAGCGUUUCGCUUGCUUGAAAUGCUGAGCGAAUCUUAAACAACAAAAUUAAGCAAAAAUCUUGAAGCUCAGUAGUAAAACUCGGUGUCUCCCACGUGAGCAGCAUUGGAAGAUUAGCUCUUCUGCGGGCACGGUGAGGGGGAACAGCUACAGGGGUUGUGGUAGCUGCAGAGCAUAUUCCGUGGUCCUGUUCUUACAGCAAAAGUUCAGAUGGGGGGGGGGAAUCCAGAGUCAGAACCUUUGAAUGACUUGUGUCCUGAGAAAUGAGCUACAGAGAACCAGGAAGAGACUCUGUCUAUGAUUUGGUGAAAACUUUUGUCUCAGUUUUCUUUCUCCUGUAAGCAGAAGGGCUCCGGUGUGGCAGGUGGAUUUCUCCCAAGAUCCUGACCCUCUCACCUGAAACGCAGAGCACAUGCGGAGAGAGAUGUCGAUGCGGAGAUCCAGCAGGAAGGAAGUUUUGUUGGGUUUUGUUUCUGAUAUAGACCCUCCUUCCCGUUCCACUGAUGCCGGUAGGAAUUUUGCCUUGAUUGAGCCCUGGCUUAGCCCAGGAUGAUUAAACAAAGAGUUUAAGUGCGAGAGUAAUCGUUCCCUCCGCGUGUUGCUGUUAUAAACUUCAAAAAUAGUUAUUUCUGAAGCCGUAUUUAAAGAUUCUGUUUCCAGUCUCCAUGGAAAAAUAACACUAAAAAGUAAACCACUAAAGAUUUAUGCUCAGUGCUAAGGGAUGGGAAACGUUGCUGCGCAGAGGUUACUCGUUCCUGUACCCGAGGAGCAUCUCACCGUAGAGCAAAGCCGCCUGCUCUCAAGACAACCGGUGACGUGAUGCCCUCCCACGCGUCCGCUUUUACUGGCCAGGGCGUCUCUUCGGGUACCUUGGGCUAAGGUGCAGCGUUGUCCCCCUUGUCACCUUACCUAAAUAACCUGCACGAUGAACGUGCUGCUUAAAUUUUAAAAAGAAGAAAAAAAAGUAGCGUUAAGGUAAGCGUCAGAGAGCGCAGCGAGAUAAACAAUUAUUCCAGCCCAAAGCUUAGGCUGAGGGAGAACAGAGCAAACCUGACUGAAGCGGGGUAAGAAUCGGGAAAGCCUUUAGCGCGGUGUCUGCUGGGGUGCCUGAGGUGGGAAACGAGCGGAAGGGAUGUAGAAACUCACCGUUCCUUGCCUGAGUCACCGGGACACACAUGGGAAUCGUGAGAUCCUCUGAAUUCCUCUCUGGGAAACCAUUUUAAUCCUCCCGUAACAGGGAGAGUAAGAGUUUUUCAUAGACUGAGCUGAGAAUACUUGCCUUGAGAAAUAACGUUCGUGCACUGGGAAACAAGUGACUGCCUGAACUGUUGGGUUUGUGCAGUCAGAGAUUAAAAAAGGCAGAUCUUUAGCAAGGUAGAUUUUUUUUUUUUUAAAGAGAAUCUCCAAGUCCUAAAAAAAAAAAAAAGGCAAGCUUUAGGUCAUGCUUAAUCUGCAAAUGUAAAGCUUGCCUGCUGUGUAGCACUUUGUCAGGAGUAGCGUUGACAGAAACACAUUUGAGAAUGAAACAUUUUUAGUUUUAAGAGCCCUUAUGUUCUCUAAACGGUAGAAACAAGGUCAGGGUGUAGCAUGUGAGGUUUUUCAGCCCUCUCUGGUUUAAUUAUGCGGUAUGGAUUGCCGUCUGAAGUGUCCUCCCCCUUCUGUUCUCUUCAGUUUGCAAAUUGAGAGGUCUGGCGUUUCAUGGUUAAUGUCGAUAAAAGAUUAUUUCCCUUUAAAGUUUCU
Molecule: messenger RNA, 5881 nt
Organism: Grus americana (Whooping crane)
Lineage: Eukaryota; Metazoa; Chordata; Aves; Gruiformes; Gruidae
Product: zinc finger protein 436-like
Exons: 3
Coding region: 1270-2598 (442 amino acids)
Biological process (GO): negative regulation of transcription by RNA polymerase II
Molecular function (GO): DNA-binding transcription repressor activity, RNA polymerase II-specific; RNA polymerase II cis-regulatory region sequence-specific DNA binding
Source: RefSeq, a predicted model, not a curated record